Patella vulgata (common limpet) is the source of this 1414-nucleotide messenger RNA. RefSeq names its product GTPase IMAP family member 4. NCBI's taxonomy places the organism in Eukaryota, Metazoa, Mollusca, Gastropoda, Patellidae. Gene Ontology annotation, molecular function: GTP binding. Bases 17 to 1414 code for a protein of 465 amino acids. The transcript is spliced from 4 exons. Gene Ontology annotation, biological process: regulation of apoptotic process. The record is from RefSeq and is a predicted model, not a curated record.
UUCCGGCAAUUUCACAAUGCCCUUCAAGGACUCGGAGAGAAUUCAGCACUAUUACGACUACUUUCUCGAGAGGGUGUUCAAUCCCGGUGACCUGAUAACCACCUUAUUCUCUAAAGGUGUUCUUGAUCUCGACAGAAAAACCCGUAUACUUAAUACAGAGACCGGUAGACCUAGAGUAGAAAAACUACUGGACAUCUUAAUGACAGAAUGUGGUGACUGUUAUCAGAUAUUCCUAGAGGCUUUAAGAGAAAGGGGUUUUGGGCCGAUAGCAGAUAAAUUAGGUGAACAAUCUCCUGCAUAUAUCAGAGUGGCACUCAUUGGCAAGACUGGAGUUGGUAAAAGCCACUUGGGAAAUUUACUCCUAAAUAAAAAUUAUUUUGAGUGCAGCAAUUCGCUUCAUUCGUGUACACCAGUCUGUUCAAAUGGAGAACGCGCUUUAGAUGAAGAUACUAACUUGACCAUCAUGGAUACUCCAGGUCUUUUUGAUACAAGAGAUAACAAUACAGAAACGGUUAAAAAAUUUCUUUCCAUCUUCAAAUUUACUGGUAUUCACAUAUUUUUAAUGGUUGUCAGAAUUGAUGUGAGGUUUACAGAAGAGGACGAAAAUGCCCUGCAGUCUCUAUGCGACGUGUUUGGCGAAGACAUAAAUGACCAUCUUAUUGUCAUAAUGAAUAACCAGAGCCAGGGGAUCAAAUCCAAAGAAAACUUGCUUCCUGAAUUACCGACGUCGUUAAGAGAUAUUUUAGAUCGUUGUAAAGACAGAUGUUUAGUUGUAAAUUAUGCUACUGAUGUCACGGUCGAUGGUAACGAAGAGAUCGAAGCCAUUAUAAACACUAUACAAUCAACCGUUACUGAAAACAAAGGGCGCUCCUAUACACAUCAAAUGUACAAGGAAGCUGAAAAGGCAUACACCGAAACACUUAAAAAACAAACAUGUGAUUUCGAGAAGACAAUCAGACGACUCCAAUGUAAAAUUUAUGAGUUGAAAAAAUCUAGUGUAUCAACUAUAACACUACCAAAACCUAAACGAGAAAAAACUAAAUACCAAACAGAUGCCGAAAAUUUACUUCAUGAUGCCUCAAGUAAGCAGUUUGUAGAGACAAGAGCUUUCAGAGAAGGGAGGCGUAUUUUGGAAAAACAUUUUAUCUUGGGUAUAAUUGGCGCUGUAGGAGAUGGUAAAACAGUAAUGUGUCGGAUGGUCGCCAAUUCGUUCUUGACGGUUCAUAGAAAUUUUAUUCCAUUGGAAAUAGGACACCCGAGGGACCUGGAUUCCGUAACUUUUACAGAUGAGGAUAGCUACUUAUUGAUUAUUGAUGUAAUGUUUGGUAUAUGGACACGUACAAUAAAAGAACAAAUGCAAGAAUGGCCAAAAAAUUUUGAGUUAUUAUAUUUAGCAAAACAAAAGCCUUCAUGA